Messenger RNA from Echinococcus granulosus, 1863 nucleotides. RefSeq names its product WD repeat-containing protein. The transcript has 11 exons. Gene Ontology annotation, molecular function: protein binding. Lineage: Eukaryota; Metazoa; Platyhelminthes; Cestoda; Cyclophyllidea; Taeniidae. Gene Ontology annotation, biological process: cilium assembly. The record is from RefSeq and is a predicted model, not a curated record. The coding region runs from base 1 to 1863 and encodes 620 amino acids.
AUGUCUGCCGAGCACCUUGGCUAUGAGCAGAUCAACCUAAGAGGAGUUAUUGGAUUCAAUGGCUCUGUUGAAGAUUGCUUGCACGUUCACCCAGACCGCCAGAAUUUCGUUUAUGCUUUGGGAUGUGCAGUAGUAAUUGAAGAUUUAAACAGCCGAAAACAAAAUUUAUUGCAAGGGCACACAAGCAAUGUCGUAUGCUUAGCUGUUUCACGUGACGGAUGUUACGUGGCCUCUGGGCAAAUCACUCAUAUGGGUUAUAAGGCUGAUAUAAUAUUGUGGGAUUAUGCCGAAAAGCGGGAGAGAGCACGCUUCGUAUUGCAUAAUGUUAAGGUCCAGGCGUUAGCAUUUUCUCCGAAUUCCAAAUAUUUGGCUAGUAUUGGUGGACAGGAUGACGGGAGUCCUGCGCAGUUGAUGAAUGCGGGGAUAACCAGAGCGCUUGCCUAUGCAAAUCUUUCUGAUGACAUGUUUUUCACCGGAGGAGACUCAAUUUUACGAAUCUGGAGAGCAGAUGUACCAAAUAGAAAAAUUCGUCCAACUGAUUGCAAUUUUCGCCAAUACAAACGAACAAUUACAAAAGUGGUUCCCAACAAUCAAGACGAAAUGCUCUUCUGUGCCACAACGUCUGGUGAUAUCUUAGCGGUACGAAUAAGUUCCGCCUUGGUGCAGCUAGUUUUUCCAGAAAGAGACAAAUUCAGUUUGGGCAUUACCUCCCUCUGCUUUGUCGACGACACCUCCCUCAUAAUUGGAACUGGUGAGGGAAUAGUGCAAAUGCUAAGCGUUGGACACAGAAUUAAUAGAAUGAACUGUGAAAUGACGCUCCAAAAGACACAACUGAAACGUUCGGUGAUGGGCACUGUGACGGCUAUAACAUUGCGAGGCGAGGGCCACCAAUUCUUCGUCGGAACGGACAAAAGUCACAUCUAUCGCUUUGAUGGCUCGACCUUCGAGCACGAGCUCAUUAAUUCUUGUCAUUAUUCCCCGAUCAAUGAUAUCAAAUUCCCCGAAAACUGCUCCGAUUUGUUUGUGACGAGCUCCUUUGAGGAUAUCCGAGUCUUUCACACGCCCAGUCAACAGGAGCUGUUGCGAAUCAACAUUCCCAACCUGGUCUGCUUUAGCAUUGACAUCGUGAAAGACGGAACUGCUGUAAUUUCUGGUGAAUUGAAGGGAGUGACGGCAAUAGCAGCGACGGCGAACGGCGGCCGUCUCAUCUCGGGUGGCGGCGAGGGCCAAGUGCGCGUCUGGCAGGUCCGCGAGAUACUAAACAAGGCAUCUCGCAAGGACCGUUUGUAUGGUCACCGGUGUCGUGGCGACAGGGCAGAGGGGGAGGCGGGGGCAAAGCAGUCCAUGUUUGUCACCACCCUCCUCGCUACCCUAAAAGAGCAUGCCAACACCGUCUCCUGCAUUAAAAUCACCAAAGAUGACAACGCUUGCGCUUCCUCCUCUGCUGAUGGCACGUGCAUUGUCUGGAGCUUGGUAGAAUUCACACGAAUGCAGAUAAUAUUCGCGAACACCCUCUUUCGGGUGGUAUGCUUCCACACCAGUGAGGUGCAACUGUUGACUGCAGGCACCGACCGUAAGAUCGGCUACUGGGAGAUGUACGACGGUUCGCAGAUUCGCGAGUUGGAGGCUUCCCGCUCCGGCUCCAUCAACGGCAUGGACAUCGCCAAGGAUGGUGCCAUCUUUGUCACCGGUGGCGACGAUAAAAUUGUCAAAGUGUGGCGCUACAACGAAGGCGACGUGACGCAUGUGGGUCUCGGCCACUCCUCUCCCAUCACGCGUCUCAUGAUCUCGCCUGACCAACGCCUCAUCGUCACCGUCAGUGAGGACGGCGGCAUCUUCCUGUGGGACCUACCCCCGCACUAA